AUGUCUCUCCUGCGCACUCUUAUCCUCCUCCUCAGCCUCUGCCUGAGCCUGGCUCAUCACCAAGUGACUCACGUGAGAGGGAGCAAUCGGAGGAACGAGGCAGUGAUUUGGUGCUUCGUCACAGCCAGACCGCCGAUGAAGCUUUCCUGGAAGAUGGAUCAUCACAAGAUCCUCUCUGUGAACGUGCCUGAAAAUCUGCCUGACAUGGAGAGAGAGUGGAGUAUCGUUCAGGCAGGGAAACUCUAUCCCAAGAAGGAUUUCGUGCGGCUUCCCGGGAAGUUCUAUGGGAUGCUGAAGAAGCGGAGGAAUGACUAUGCCUUCGCUCUGGUGAUUCCCACUGCAGCGCCAGGACUGCGAAGGACGGGAAAUUUCGUGUGCGAAGUGGGAAAUUCUCCUCCAGUGUCGAAUAAAACCCUCUCUUUCGGACAUCCUCCAACUCUCGUCCCAGAAAGGCAGUUAUUGGCUAAUAAUUCGGACAAUUUUGCACUCCCAGGAAGUGCUUUCGCUCUCAACUGUCCCUUUGAGGGAGAUCCUCUGCCGGAAGUUUCCUGGACAACUCCCAAAGGAGCGAAGAAUGGAGUUCUUUACGAGGAAGCUGGUCAGAAACUGCGUAUUUUGUCAGUGAAGGCUUAUCAUUUGGGAGAAUAUCAGUGCAUGUCUAAGAAUUCUCACGGCGAGAAGGGAAUGAGGUUCUUCCUGAAGUCAGGAGAGCCUCCUAAACUCCUGGACAUCAGCAAAUACGACAAGACAUUGGAGAGUUUCGUGGAACAUCUCGUUGCACCCUUGAAUAAGAAGAUCACUCUCAACUGCCCAGUUUCCGGGAAGCCACAGCCCAAGAUUUGCUGGUAUCGCAGGGACUCAAAGCGUCUCAAGCAUACAUCCCAGAGCAUCAGGAUUCGCGCUCCCAAGAACAGGAAUUCCACCUUUUUCUCCUGCUUCGCCACUAAUCAAUUCGGCCACACGGAGAAGAUGUUUCACAUCUUCAAGGAGGGUCAAAUACCCAUUUUCCAACGGUCUGAGGUCAACAGGAAUGUGGCUGUGCGCAUGGGACAGGAGAUCAUCCUGGAUUGCGCGACAUUUGGCGCUCCUGUUCCGGGUGUUUCCUGGUUUAAGGACGGACAGGAAAUUGCGCAGAAGAAGGAUGUGCUGAGAAUCUUCCCAGCCAGGAUGCAGGAUUCGGGAAUUUACAGGUGCAAAGGAGGAAAUAUUCACGGAUUCCUCUCCAGGACUUUCAGAGUGUUUGUUAAGCCUUUAUGAAGUACAAGAAAAUUCAGUGAAUUUCAGUGAAAUACCUUGCAAAAGAACCUCUUGAGUCGAUUUCUGCUUAUCCUGAUUACUUCAUGCAGAGAUUAACUCACUUUUAACCAUUUUUCCUCAAGCUU
Molecule: messenger RNA, 1382 nt
Organism: Phlebotomus argentipes
Lineage: Eukaryota; Metazoa; Arthropoda; Insecta; Diptera; Psychodidae
Product: hemicentin-1-like
Exons: 2
Coding region: 1-1257 (418 amino acids)
Source: RefSeq, a predicted model, not a curated record